ACGCCGGCAGGCCAAUUGGAGAGCCAAGUCUUGGCCAAGUCUUUAUAAGUAGGAGCCAUCCGCGUCCUCAGGACUUACUCCCUCUCGGGAACGUGCCACGAUCGGCAACCGAUUUUCAGAAUAGUUUACCACAGAAAAGUUUUACAACUCACGCGCCACGCGAGUUCCCGAGGACCACGAGGAUCCAGCCGGGCCCCAGGAAACGGAAGAAUUCGCGAGAUGACGAACGCGGACGACUGACAGACCACGGAACUUGUUUGCCGAAUGCAUCGAAAUAUAAAGUUGGAUACACAAGAUGUGGAAAGUUCGAUUGAUUUUGAACGUCCUUGCAACGCUAAUCGUGACAAGACCGACAGAAGCUGAUUAUUACGGAUAUAGCCAUCGUCAAUACAGACAGAGCAGUGCUCCCUUUAAAUGUAUAGAAGAGGGUUACCAUCCCGAUCCGCAUGACUGCAGAAUUUACUACAGAUGCGUAGAUUGGGGCAACGGCAGCCCAUUGAUGACCUUCAAAUUUGAAUGUGGAGUAGGCACGGUGUUUUCCAAAAAUAAGGGAGACGUUUGUACGCAUCCAGAAGAAAGCGGUCGGCCUGAAUGUGGCAGCUCCGAGAAUGAACUCGAUUCGAACGUGCAAGAUCCUCCUUCGCCCAUAUGGACAACGGUCAGACCAACCAUACAGUCGCAACCGACCAUGAUGCAAUAUCCAACAACGACUGGAUUGUCUACAAUAACGACUGAAGCAGCUACAACAAUUAAAAAACCAGAAACAACAUUACAACCACCGUUAGCAAGUGGACCUGAUCAACCGGAGAAUAAUAUUAUUAAUUGUCGAAAUGAACCUCAAUGUACGCAAGAAGGAUUUUUAGCUGAUACUUGCGAUUGCAAAAAAUUCUAUAGAUGCGUAAACGAAGGAUAUGGACAGUUUAGGAAGUAUGACUUUAAGUGUGGCGUAGGAACUGUUUGGGAUCCAGAUAAUCAAGCGUGUAAUCACGCUUGGGCUGUUACAAGGAAGAACUGCAGGCAGAACUUGGAAGGUGGAGACGGUGUUGAUAAUAGUGGACAAUGGAAUGGGGAUAAUAGUGGGCAAUGGAACGGAGAUAAUAGUGGACAAUGGAAUGGUGAUACUGGUAGUCCAGGCGAACCAGGACAACCUGGAGAUCCAAAUGGCCAACCAGGACAACCUGGAGAUCCAAAUGGCCAACCAGGACAACCUGGAGAUCCAAAUGGUCAACCAGGACAACCGGGUCAGCCGGGAGAUCCAAAUGGCCAACCAGGACAACCGGGUCAACCGGGAGAUCCAAAUGGCCAACCAGGAACAGCAGGUUCUCCGGGCACUCCAGGUUCUCCGGGAUAUCCAGGAACGCCAGGUUCUCCGGGCACUCCAGGUUCUCCGGGAUAUCCAGGAGCACCAGGUUCUCCAGACACUCCAGGAACACCAGGUAGUCCAGGCUCUCCGGGAUAUCCGGGGAGACCAGGUUCUCCAGGCACUCCAGGAACACCAGGUAGUCCAAGCUCUCCGGGAUAUCCGGGAAGACCAGGUACUCCAGGCACUCCAGGAACACCAGGUUCUUCAGGAACGCCAGGUUCUCCGGGUAGUCCAAGCUCUCCGGGAUAUCCAGGGAGACCAGGUUAUCCAGGCACUCCAGGAACACCAGGUAGUCCAAGCUCUCCGGGGAGACCUAGUUCUCCGGGCACUCCCGGUGCACCUGGUAGUUCAAGCUCUCCAGGAUAUCCAGGAACACCAGGUUCUUCAGGCACUCCAGGUUCACCGGGUUCUCCAGGAACACCAGGUUCUCCGGGCACUCCUGGUUCUUCAGGAUAUCCAGGAUAUCCGGGUUCUCCAGGCACUCCAGGAACACCAGGUUCUUCAGGCACUCCAACUUCACCGAGUAGUCCUGGUUUCCCUGGACACCCAGGAACACCAGGCUCUCCAGGGACUCCAGGAGCACCAGGCUCUUCAGGAACUCCAGGAGCGCCAGGUUCUCCAGGCACUCCAGGUUCACCGGGUAGUCCUGGCUCUCCGGGAUAUCCAGGAACACCAGGCUCUCCAGGCACUCCAGGUUCACCAGGUAGUCCAGGCUCUCCGGAUAUCCAGGAACGCCAGGUUCUCCAGGAACACCAGGCUCUCCAGGAUAUCCAGGAGCACCAAGUUCUCCAGGAACACCAGGUUCUCCAGGCACUCCAGGUUCACCUGGAAGCCCUGGCUCUCCGGGAUAUCCAGGAACACCAAGCUCUUCAGGAACUCCAGGAACACGGUUCUCCAGGUACUCCAGGUUCUCCGGGCACUCCUGGUUCUUCAGGAUAUCCGGGAUAUCCGGGUGCUCCUGGAACUCCAGACUCGUCAUCUUCCUCUGGAAAUCAACCAUCGACAGGUCUUUGUACAGCAGAAGGCUUUUUCGCUGAUCCACAAGAUUGUCGCAAGUUUUAUCGGUGUGUCGAUGAUGGCAUGUCAUCCUUCACGAAAUACCACUUUCAAUGUGGUGUUGGAACUGUCUGGGAUUCGUCCAUUCAAAGUUGUAAUCAUGCUUAUGCUGUACCAUAUUGCAAUCAAGCAAGUCCUGCAACUACAGACGAGCCCGACACAUCGCUGAAUGAAGUAGAUAGUACCAAUGGGCCAGAUACAAGCAAACUACCAUCGCAAUCUUCUGAAAGACCCUUCCCACCGACAUCUUUAAAACCAGAGAUACAACCUUCGACUCAAGCUGUUAGCACUAUGAGCAACCCUGCUGCACCAUCUCAAACAACGUCGACUUCUUAUUUACCACCCAGUAGUACAUACUCACCUUCAACAGUGCAAGUUACUGAAUCCGUUUCUUAUGCUCCUCCUGCAACACAAAUGACUACUACGUCUACAUCUUACUUGCCACCCUCAACUACAACUAGUGUAAUAUCUGGAUCUACAUCUGAGUCUGUUUCAUAUUUGCCACCCGAGACUAGUACAAAGUCUACAACUACUUCGCCAAGUUUUGUAUCACCUACUGCCUCUUCGCCUCAGACUGGAAAAUCUGAGUGUACUGAAGAAGGUUUCUUCCCGGAUCGUGAUAGCUGCAAAAAAUUCUAUCGCUGUGUGCAAGGUCAAAAUGGUUAUCAAAAGUACGAAUUUGAGUGCGGUCCUGGUACAGCAUGGGAUCAAUCAAUACAGACGUGUAAUCAUAUAGAGAAGGUAACUUCAUGUUCAACAGUCAGCAAUGAAGUCGAUCAAGGCCAUGGUCCCGAUACAUCCGAUUCUACAUCUCAACUUCCCGCCAUGAGUAGUUCUACAACUACUUCUAGUCAAACCAUUGCGACCACUUCAUCAUCCCCAGUUCCAAUUUCUACCGAAAGUGUUACAACCGCCAGUACAGCUCCAAGUGAAAUGUCUACCGAAUCAGCUACAUCAGAGGUAGAUAAAACAGAGUCAUCGACAACAACUACUAUCACACCUAUUAGUACUAGCAAAAGUCCUACUUCAAAAAAACCAGAAGAGAUUCAAAUGCCUGGAAGCUCCAGUACAGAAAGUUCGCCCGAAUCCUCGUCUGAAUCCUCGUCUACUUCUGAAUCAUCUACUACUGAGUCACACGGACCAGAUUGUGCGACAAAAAAACCGAGUAGUGCAAUAAUAUGCAACGACGAAGGGUUUUAUCCGAAUCCAACUAGAUGUGACAAAUUCUAUCGCUGCGUUAAUAAUGGAAAUGGCUUCAACGUAUAUCACUUUGACUGCCCACCAGGCACUAUUUUUGAUUCUAGCAUCAAUGUAUGUAAUUAUCCCGAAUCUGUUUAUCCCGCGAGAGAUUGUACGACUGGAAAUAUUACUUCAAGCAACGUGGAAUCUACAACUCAAUCCGGAACACCUGAGCAAUCGACAUCAGUGGAAACUACGACCGUAAGCACAGCUCAGCAAACAGAAGAAAGCACGACCGCAUCCACAGAGCUUGGUACGACGACUUCAUCCAUGGAGACUACUUCAGAAGAAAGCGCCACUGCUUCCGGUACAGAAUCAACGACAUCAAAUAUGCCAGAGAGUACCGAAAGUAUGACAGAGUCUACGACCACCACAGAAGCCGCUAUCGAUUCUAGCACCUCUGAACAGACUAGCGAAGCCACAACCGAAGCUACUGCUUCCACAGAGUCCGGAAUGCCUACGACCGAGUCUCAAGAACAGUCUACAACAGAAUCUCAGGAACAAUCAACGACUGAAUCCCAGGAACAAUCAACGACUGAAUCCCAGGAACAAUCAACAACUGAAUCUCAAGAACACUCGACGACUGAAUCACAAGAGCAAUCAACAGAGUCAAAAGAACCAUCCAGUACCGAAGCUCAAGAGCAUUCAACGACCGAAUCGCAGGAACAGUCAACGACAGAAUCGCAGGAACAGUCUACGACAGAAUCUCAGGAACAAACGACGACUGAGUUAUCGGAGCCGACACCAGCAGAACCAGGAGCGGCGCCUUGCACUAUAGGCAAUUUGACCGACGAGCAAGUCACUCUAGUUUGUCCCUCUGGUUUCCGAAGGCAUCCGAAAUAUUGCAAUCUAUUCUAUCAGUGUACUUCCGAGGGCAACAUGGAAAUCAAGAUCCUCGUAUUGAGUUGUCCCGAGAAUACAAUCUUUGAUGAGAAAAAGAUUCAAUGUCUACCCGCAAGUAAAAGUAGUCAGCCAUGUAUGGGCACUAGAGCAAGCGCCAGAUUUUACAGAAGAUUGGAAGGCCAUGCGUCAUCACCUGUAAAGGUAUCGUCGAAUCAGCUUUGUCCGGAAGAGGGACAUUUUCCUUAUCGGCAAGGUUGCAGCAAUACCUUCUACAAGUGUAAACGCGAUACCCGAAACAGUUUACAGGGAUACCUAUAUAAAUGUCCCGAGGACUUCGUUUAUUGGUCGGUCUCCAGAAGAUGCGAACGAGUGACACGUCUUCCCAUGUGUUCGCGUUCGUCGUACAGGAACAAAAUCGAUUGGAAUAAUCGAUGGCAAGUGCCAACCGAAGAUUUUAAUCUUUCCGCUAGAAUGUUACGCUUCUCUUGAUUGCUUGAUGACACCGCCUAUUUUUAAGCUCUUAAUGAGUUGUAAAUUUGCCAUAAAUGUUUCACCUGUGCCUUUGGAUUAAUUACUAUCUUUGAUGGAGAUUUGAAAUACUCGUAAUUGAACAUUGUAAGAGAAUUGGAGCAAAAUUAUUAGCAAAUUAAUGACUUUGGAUUAUGAAAGAUAGAUAUGUUGGAAUAAUUGGAUAUUUAUAUUAAUACCAUUAAUAUCUACAACAUUUGUUUAUAUUGUACGAUUAUGAAGCAUUUCUAAAGUAUUAUUCUAACAGUACUGUACCCUUUGCUUAUUUUAGUGCGAGAAAUUAUUUUUGUUAGUGCAAUAUUAUUCAAUUUACAGUACUUCGUGAAACAUUUAGCAACACGGCUACGGAAGAUCUCGAUUAAAACGUUUAAUAAUAGAUCUUCGAUAGUCGUCUUGCAUUAAUUAUUGUCAAACUGCCAUUAUGCAAUUUUUAGUCAACAUUAGUUAUGAUAGUGAGUCUGUUAAUAAUUAUUGACGAAUGUAAGUAUAACUUUGCGAUAAAUCGAGUAACAGGAACAAAUUUUUCUUAGAGUUGGAGAUUAUUUAUAGUUUUGCCGUGUAAUUCGAUUAGAUUAUCAUUAGCUUCCGUUAUCAUAAAAUACACGAAACACACAUAUGUGAAAGAAAAUGUAUAAAAGUAAAUAAUGUCCAAUUUUCAUAGAAUUAUUGUUCGACGUCUUCUUUUAAUUAUUAGUAUCUGGGGAUGGUUGCGGGACUUGUAUGCAAUAUUCUGACUGUAUAACGCGAUAUUUCGUAUAUUUAUUAACUUGCAUAGAAAAUAUUCAUGAAAGACGGAUCGUCAUGAAAAUAUCAUAAAGAAAUGUAGAAACUUGCUAAAUGACAGCUAAUUUUUCUUAGGAUACAUUAGAAAUGUUCACGCGCAAUGUACAUGCGUUUUGUACAUACCUUGACAAAUAGCUCCUCGUGAGAAACCAAUAUUUUCUCACAGAUUUUAAUGCAUUUAUCAUGAUAUUUAUGGCGUAUAAAUAAAUUAGGAUAAUUAAUACUUGUUCAUUUAAUUCUACGCUUUCGUUCGCGUGUUCACAUCUGAUCUCUGAAAUUUGUAUUAAUAAAUAGCGCGAAGGGGGAAUCAAUAAUA
Vollenhovia emeryi is the source of this 6128-nucleotide messenger RNA. RefSeq names its product flocculation protein FLO11-like. Lineage: Eukaryota; Metazoa; Arthropoda; Insecta; Hymenoptera; Formicidae. The record is from RefSeq and is a predicted model, not a curated record. Gene Ontology annotation, molecular function: chitin binding. Gene Ontology annotation, cellular component: extracellular region.